Aspergillus mulundensis is the source of this 879-nucleotide messenger RNA. RefSeq names its product Voldacs domain-containing protein. The record is from RefSeq and is a predicted model, not a curated record. Gene Ontology annotation, biological process: mRNA cis splicing, via spliceosome. The transcript is spliced from 2 exons. NCBI's taxonomy places the organism in Eukaryota, Fungi, Ascomycota, Eurotiomycetes, Eurotiales, Aspergillaceae. Gene Ontology annotation, cellular component: spliceosomal complex; cytosol. Bases 1 to 879 code for a protein of 292 amino acids.
AUGGAAAACCUAUCUAUACCCCCAGCCGAAUCGUCCUUCAUCUCCAUCGACGACUUCCAAUCCCGUACGCCCGAAUCCUUCCACGGUCCCACAAUCCUCUACUACAAGGCGUCACAAUGCAAACUCGUCGCGACCGAGCGCGACCUCUCCUCGACGCGGGAACUAAAUGCGCUCCGACUGUCAGAGGCCGGGGUUAACGGGUCAUCUGCGGAGAGCGGCGACGGAGAAAAUGAGAAAGAGGCUGUGGUUGAGGGGUUGGACCUCUGGGUGACGUCGGACACGACCACCUCAAGGGGCCUCUCAAUCCCCUACCGCUCCAUCUCACUGCACGCAAUCCAGCGCCUGACACUCCCGAACCAGACCGUUGAAGUGCAAGGCCUGUACAUGCACAUCACAAAGACCGCGACGGCAUCAUCCUUCCCACAGGAGUCCGACGAGGAGGAGAGUCUCACAGUGACGAUCGUUCUGCCAACAGCCACAACGACACCAUCCGAAGGAGAAGAGAGCGAGAUCCAGAAACUCUACGACGCCGUCUCAGCGUGCGCGAACCUCCACCCUGACCCGGUUGAAGAGGAAGAGCAGGAUGCUGGUGCGUUUGCCUCGGGGCUUGUCUUUCCUGGUGCGGGUGAGGAUGGCGGUCUGCCGCCUCCGGUUGAUGGGAGCUCCGGGUGGAUUACGGCGGAUAAUAUGCACGAGUUCUUCGAUGAGGAGGGGAAUUGGAUUGGGGAGGGAGAUGGGCCGAGCUUUCCCGGGAUGGGAACUGGGCUGGGGCCCGGCGCGGGGACCGUGAGGGGGAGAAGUGAGGAAGGGGAAGAGCAGGGUGCUGAUGGGGAGGCUGGAGCGAAUGAAGAUGAGGCGAAGUGGAGGCGGAUUGAUUGA